AUGGCCCUCCUUCUUUCUUCCCAGCGAGUUACCACUCGCUCCACAUUACGGUGCCUCUCAUCUAUUCGCGGUGUAUCCAAUAGGACUGCACACAAUCAACGAUUUGGUGCAAUCGUUACUGGUGGGGCAUCAGGCAUAGGCGAAGCAACGGCGAGAAAACUGGCCAGUCGCGGCAUCAAUGUUGUCAUCGCGGAUCUCAAUGAUGCCCAUGGUAGGGACUUGGCAUCAGAGAUCUCGUCGACCUACUCGGUGGACGCUCAAUUCGUGACGACAGAUGUCACAAAAGAGGAGGAUGUUAAGGGGAUGGUCGACUUUGCUGUGCAAAGAUGGGGACGCCUCGACUAUGCCGCCAACUGUGCUGGCAUCUGCGUCGAGACUGCCCGCGAUGAGGAAGUCAGUGUUUCGACCGACAUAUUUGACAAGUACGUACAUAAAAUUAUUUGUAGAUCGCGCAGCCUUCGACGUGGACUGACAGCCUCAUAUAGAACAUACAAAAUAAAUCAACGGGGACUCUGGCUCUGCCAGAAGUAUGAAGCACUUCAGAUGCAGAAACAAGGUCCACUUCCUGUCGAAUAUACACCCCCUUCGACGUUUCCUCUUGCUCCUCAACGAGGAGCCAUAGUAAAUGUGUCAUCCAUGUCAGGCCUAACUGCCAUGGGUCUUGCGGCUUAUACUCCAACCAAGUUCGCCGUUCUCGGUAUCACCAUGAACUCCGCUCGGUUCUAUGGCCCACACGGCAUCCGGGUGAAUGCUAUCUGUCCUGGCCUGACCAUGACGCAGAUGCUCGAGGUCACUUAUGGCAAGGACGGAAAGGAAGGCAGCGCUGAGAGUCAGAAUAGUUCCGCCCUUUCUUUGAUUCCAUUGCGCCGACUGGCAUUUGCACAAGAACAAGCGAAUGCCAUCAGCUUCUUGCUGAGCCCAGAAGCGAGCUACAUCAAUGGAGCACAUCUGGUGGUUGAUGGGGGAUAUACCCCGGUUCGAUAG
Molecule: messenger RNA, 984 nt
Organism: Penicillium daleae
Lineage: Eukaryota; Fungi; Ascomycota; Eurotiomycetes; Eurotiales; Aspergillaceae
Product: SDR family NAD(P)-dependent oxidoreductase
Exons: 1
Coding region: 1-984 (327 amino acids)
Source: RefSeq, a predicted model, not a curated record